CUACACGGUUAAGAACAGCUAACCCAUGCCUCGUUCCGAUGAGCUGUUCGACCGCCUAGCAGGCAACCGCUUCUUUACGAAGAUUGAUCUUCGUAGCGGUUACCAUCAGAUCCGCGUCGCUGAGCUGUUCGACCGCCUAGCAGGCAACCGCUUCUUUACGAAGAUUGAUCUUCGUAGCGGUUACCAUCAGAUCCGCGUCGCUGCAGCCGACCAGCCAAAGACCGCGUUCCGAUCGCGAUUCGGUCACUACGAGUUCACGGUGAUGCCAUUCGGCCUCACUAAUGCUCCCGCUACCUUUCAGAGGGCGAUGAACGACAUCUUCAGGGACAUCCUGGAGAAGUACAUUCUCGUCUACCUCAACGAUAUCCUGGUCUACAGUCGUACCCUUGAGGAGCACCUCAAACACCUCCGAGACAUCCUUGACCGCUUGCGCAGACAUGGCUUCUACGCCAAGAUGAGCAAGUGCCGCUUUGCCCAGCACAAAGUGGAUUUCUUAGGACAUUAUGUGUCUGACCAGGGUCUCCACAUGGACGACGCGAAGAUCACUGCUAUUGUGGAGUGGCCCGCCCCCACAUCCGCCAAGCAGCUUCGCAGCUUCCUAGGCCAGACCAGCUACUAUAGUAACUUCAUCCAACAGGAGAUUCGCCUCCUUCACAGGCAUCUCAUCAACAGUGGGGACAGUAUCACAGUCCGUGAUGACGACGGUUCUUUCAAACACGGCACUCGCCUUGCGCAAGCCUCUAGAAGUGCAAGAGUUUGGGCGUGGAGAGUUGACCGCCGCCUGCGCCGAGCGAGGGAUGAGGCCGCAAGCUGGUUAGCGUUUUUUACUAUGAGGAAUGUUCGUCUGCAAAAGACUGUCGAAGCGGCCAUUGAUGAGCGUGAUUAUGCAAGAAGUCGUCUCAAGGAAUUAGACACGGCUUACUCCGACGUCCUCAAGAUUGAAGACAAGCAUUACCGAAGGGUGAUAGAGUUGGAGACGCGGUUUAAGGAACUCAGGGACGUUGUUCCUGAUGACAGGGAGGCAGAGGUGACAUCGCAUAGUGGGGACACAGUAGUGAUUGGCGGGAAUCCACGUCGACUCGAAAGGGCAGCAGAUGCUGGUGUCGAUGAUUAAUGCACGUGAUGACAUGACGAACAAAGGGAAGCGGCUUAU
Molecule: messenger RNA, 1153 nt
Organism: Chara braunii
Lineage: Eukaryota; Viridiplantae; Streptophyta; Charophyceae; Charales; Characeae
Source: the annotation of a GenBank genome assembly